GGUCGGGUCCCGGAGCGGGACACCGGGCUGCCGCCUCCUCGCCCAACCCCGGAUCCGGCUCUUCCCAACGAGAGGCUCUGACGGGCCGGGGAUGCGGGGGAAGGCGGCCUGUUCCCGCGGUGGCCCACGGCAACCCCCCUGUCUCGCAGCGGGAAGGGGGCCAGUGAGCGGCUGCAGGCAAUGCACCGUCCGAUAAAGAUCCGCAGAGAGAGAACUGGAGAAGAUGGCAUCGCCGUGCAUCCGCGUCCAGAACGGACAGAUUGUUCAGUGUCUCUCCAGAGACGAUAACUGGAGUUCGUGCAUUCAUUGAACAUAAAACAGAAAACAAAUCCAGCACAGUGUGGGCACUUCGGUCCACGAUGUUGUACCGACCAAUCUCAACCUACUCUAUGCUCAGACCAUAACACUUAUUUUCCUUGCAUCUAAAUAUAUAAAUGUCUGUAUUCUAUCAGCCUCCACCAGCGCCGUGGCAGUGUAUUCCAGACACCCACUACUCUCUGUGUAUAAAGAUAUAUACCUCUGACAUCUCCCCUAAACUUUCCUCCACUCAUCUUAAACGGAUGUCCUCUGGAGUUGGCAAUUGUUGCCUGGGGAGGGGGGGGGUGAAGGGCACUGGCUGUUACCUCUGUCCGUGCCCCUCAUCAUCUUAUGCACCCCUAUCAAGUCGCCUCUCCUCAUCCUUCACCCCAAAGAGAAAAACCCUAGCUCGCUCAACCUUUCCUCCUACAUGAUGGUCUGUAAUCCAGGCAGCAACCUGGUGAAUACACUCAGCACUGUUGCUAAACCUUCCACCUGCUUCCAGUGAUGAGGAUUCAGAGGAGAUUUAUGACGAUUUAAGCUCGAGCAUUUCUCUUUAGAAAUGAGAUUAAAUAUGAGUUUCUGAUUCCAACUCAAAAGAAGAUAUCAUGGAAGAUCCUUCAGAAAUCAUCCAGAAACUGCAACUUGCAGGCAAAAACAGGACCGAACAAGAGGAAUAUUACCAAAUUAUGAAAGUCCCUAUUGGGGAGGUUCUAAAAAAGAUUCUGGAGGACUUGUCAACUGAAAAUCUAAGGGGUGAUAAAGGAUUAGUUGUGGAUAAUGUAAAGGAUUUGCUUUUACAUGCUGAUCCUCUCUGGCUUCUCAACAAUUAUUGUCAAAGUGAAACUGUGAGUAUUGUUCAAAUGUACGUGGACCUGGCUGUGGUUUUGACCCAGUACUCAGCAUUGCCGCAGUGUGAGUCCGACGUUGGGGAGCUGCCUGACAGUGCCUAUUCCACAGUACCUGGGAGGGCCCACAGCGUGGCGGAGGUGUUUCAGAUUCUCCUCAGUAAACUGUCAGUAAGGCCGAUGCAAGCGACAUCCAGCUCUGCUGGAGUUCCGCCCAGCUCUGUUUUGAAUGGCAUCUCCCCACACCUGGUCAUUUUCUGCGCCACACACUGCCAAGAGAUGCCAUGGACCAACGCAGCGUCUCGGCUGGCUGCAGAUGAGCUGCUGGCCGCCACAGUGCAGGCAUCCAGCUGCAAGACUCUUGUGGAGCUCCUGUGUGGGUCGCAGGAGGAUGGCGGGGGAGCUCUGGGAGCUGUGCUGCAUCUGAUGAAGCCACAAAUGAGCAAAAACACCUGGAAGUUGAAUCCAGCCACAAAACACGUAUUUCGGUGGCUGCUGCAGAGGGUGAGGAGGCCUUGGCUGGCUGAGCACCUGGACACAGUGCUGCCCCCAUCCCUCCUCUUCUCAGACGACUACAGGACAGAGAAUAAGAUUCUGGGUGUGAGGUGUCUCCAGCACGUCAUUGACAAUGUGCCUGCUGCAGAGCUCUUGCAGUAUAACCGAGCGCAGGUGGUGUACCAUGCUCUCUUCACUCACCUGUACACUCCCGAAGCCUCUCUCAUUCAGACUGUGCUAUCCUGUUUACUCGACCUUCUCCCAGUCAUAGAGAAACCACACGUCACCCGAGGACAACAGAGGGCAAAUCACUAUGACAAAGUAUUCUGCCUGAUACUUACCCAUAUGGAGGUUGAAGACAAGAUCCCUCUUCGAAGAGUAUAUGCCAAGCACCUGCCUGUCUUCAUUGAAAGGCUCGGUAUUCUGGUUGUUCGGCACUUGAAACGGUUACAAAGGGUGAUUCUUGGAUAUCUGGAGGUGUACGAUGGACCUGAGGAAACAGCGAGGCUCUGUGUUCUGCAGGCAUUCCAGAGCAUGAUCCAACAGGCUUGGCCCAGGAUGUCCAUGAGGCUGGAGGUUUUGCUUAAAUCCUUACUUAAAUUCAUAUAUGACGUGGCAACUGAUCAGAGCCCAACUCCACCGCGGGUGAGGGAGGAACUGUUACACGAUGCCACCCAAUGCUUGAUUCUGCUCAAUCGCUGUUGUGAACGCAAAGUGACGGUUCUCCUGGAAGGAGUGCGGCAGAAUUGUGAAAAUGUGACCGUGCUGGAGUGUCUGCAGCGGGUUCAGCAAGACAUGUAACAAUUGUUGCAAAUGUAUCUGUACAGGACUGUAAUAAACAGGCAAAACUUUGUGGUCAUUGUCCAGCUCAUUCAAAUACUGGAAAUACUCACUUCUGCCUCAGUGUCGGCACUCGUUCUCAAAUGACGUAACA
Molecule: messenger RNA, 2574 nt
Organism: Mobula hypostoma (lesser devil ray)
Lineage: Eukaryota; Metazoa; Chordata; Chondrichthyes; Myliobatiformes; Myliobatidae
Gene: tti2
Product: TELO2 interacting protein 2
Exons: 8
Coding region: 906-2441 (511 amino acids)
Cellular component (GO): TTT Hsp90 cochaperone complex; cytosol; nucleus
Source: RefSeq, a predicted model, not a curated record